Morone saxatilis (striped sea-bass) is the source of this 3620-nucleotide messenger RNA. It is a transcript of the gene daam1a, whose product is annotated as dishevelled associated activator of morphogenesis 1a. Lineage: Eukaryota; Metazoa; Chordata; Actinopteri; Moronidae. The record is from RefSeq and is a predicted model, not a curated record. The coding region runs from base 471 to 3620 and encodes 1049 amino acids. The transcript has 26 exons. Gene Ontology annotation, biological process: actin cytoskeleton organization. Gene Ontology annotation, molecular function: small GTPase binding; actin binding. Gene Ontology annotation, cellular component: stress fiber.
CACAGGUUAACGCACAUGAAGACAUUAGAAUGGAAAAAAGGGAAAAGAAGAAUACAAAGGCAGAAGAGCGAGUGAGGUGUGGACAGACAGAGCAAAUAAAAACAGAGGAUUUGUAUUUUUUUUUUUUUUGCACCUGAAAGUUUCUGCCAAACUUUGAGGAAAUCCCUGUUUGAAUCGGCUUGGGGACUUCUCUUUCUCUUGUGGAUUUUAAAUUUACCCGGUUUGUAAUUGGAAACUUUUUGAGGAUUAUGACUCUGUUUGAACAUUUUGAAUUCAAUUCCAGCCCUACUGAAUUUUGAUCAUAUAAAUCAUGUAAAAAGAAGAAAUCCAGUGAUAAGCAGCUGUGUGACACAGCACAGUGAAUGAUGUUCAUCUGACACCUGACUGCUGGAGCCAAACAUGGCAUCUCACUGCGUCACGUAGAAGUGUACAACAAAGUCAAUAGUUCUGGUGACGUCCCUGUUGUAACCAUGGCGUCCCGGGUGAAGCAGCCCCAGGGGGGUGGCCUGUCCUCUCUAUUUUCCUGCUGCUUCAAAAGUAGUGAACCACCAGAGAUCACCUACUGCCAUGAUAACACUACCACUAUGGCUGUACUGGAGCCCACCCUGCCCAUGCCCCCCCCUAAAGAGCUGGACUCUAUUUUCACUGAACUGGUGGAUGAACUGGACCUCUCAGAGGAGCACAGAGCUGCCAUGUUUGCUUUGCCAGCAGAGAAAAAAUGGCAGAUCUACUGUAGCAAGAAAAUGGAGGCAGAGGAGAAUAAAGGAGCAACCAGCUGGCCAGAGUACUAUAUUGACCAGCUCAGGUCCAUGGCUGCUAGGAGGACUCUGCUGGCACUGGAGGAUGAGGAAGAUCAGGGAAGAACUAAGAUCGUAGAUGGUCUAAAGACGGCACUGAGGACCCAGCCAAUGAGAUUUGUGACACGAUUCAUUGAGUUGGACGGACUGUCUUGCAUCCUGAACUUCCUCAAGUCAAUGGACUAUGAGACCACCGAGUCUCAGGUCCACACCUCACUGAUCGGCUGCAUCAAAGCUCUAAUGAACAACUCUCAGGGCAGAGCUCAUGUCCUGGGUCACUGUGAAAGCAUCAGUAUCAUCACACAAAGUCUCAGCACUGAUAACAUCAAAACCAAGGUUGCAGUGUUGGAGAUCCUCGGUGCAGUGUGUUUGGUGCCAGGGGGCCACAGGAAAGUACUAGAAGCCAUGGUACACUACCAGAAAUUUGCCUCGGAGAGAACACGCUUCCAGAACCUGCUGACAGACUUGGAUAGAUCCAUAGGCCGCUACAGAGAUGAAGUUAAUCUGAAGACUGCCAUAAUGUCCUUCAUCAAUGCUGCGCUCAGCCAGGGAGCAGGAGAGACCAGUCUGGAGUUCCGUAUCCAUUUGCGCUAUGAGUUCCUAAUGUUGGGCAUUCAGCCAGUCAUUGAUAAACUACACUCCCAUGACAACGCCACCUUGGACAGACAUCUGGACUUCUUUGAGAUGUUAAGGAACGAAGACGAGCUUCAGAUGUCCAAACGCUUCGACGCUGUCCACAUAGAAACUAAAAGUGCCAGCCAGAUGUUUGAGCUGAUCAAGAAGAAGCUGAGCCACACUGAAGCCUACCCUCACCUCCUGUCUGCACUGCAGCACUGCCUCAUGAUGCCAUAUAAGCAGAGCAGCACCACACGGCAGUACUGGGUGUUGUUGGACCGGAUAAUUCAGCAGCUGGUUCUGCAGACAGACAAAGGUGAAAACCCUGAUGUGGCACCACUGGAGGACUUCAACGUUAAGAAUAUUGUACGAAUGCUCGUCAAGGAGGACGAGGUCAAACAAUGGAAAGAACAAGCUGAUAAAAUGAGAAAAGAACAUCAAAACUUACAGCAGCGCGUUGAAAAGAAAGAGAGGGAGUGUGAGGCCAAAAAUAAGGAGAAGGAAGACAUGAUGGCGAUGUUGAACAAGAUGAAAGAGAAGCUGGAGCGGGAGAGCAACGAGCACAAGCAGGCCAAACAACAAGUGGCAGAGCUGUCCGCUCGGCUGCAGCAGCUCAACAACACCUCCACUGUUCCUGGAGGACCUCCUGUGACCUCUGGUGGUUUAGUUCCUUCUGGUCCUGUCCCAGCUAUCCCUCCUCCCGCUCCCCCGCCUCCUCCUCCACCACCACCUCCUCCAGGAGGCCCACCCUCUUUUGGCAUGGCCCCAUUUGCCCCACCACCUCCUCCCCCGCCAGGGGCUCCAAUGGGAACUGCCCAGAAGAAGAAUAUUCCUCAGCCAUCAAACCCACUGAAGUCCUUCAACUGGAGCAAACUCCCUGAGAACAAAAUACAAGGAACCAUAUGGAAAGACAUCGAUGACCUCAAGGUGUUUAAAGUUCUGGACCUAGAAGAGUUCCAGAGGACCUUCUCAGCCUACCAGAAACCACAAAAGAUUGCUGAGGACGACCAGACUUAUGCCAAGAAAGUCAAGGAGCUGUCGGUUAUUGAUGGUCGGCGAGCACAGAACUGUAACAUCCUGCUCUCACGGCUGAAGCUGACCAACGAAGAGAUCCGCCAUGCCAUCCUGACCAUGGAUGAACAGGAAGACUUACCUAAAGACAUGCUGGAGCAGCUUCUGAAGUUUAUUCCUGAGAAGAGUGACAUUGAGCUGUUAGAAGAACACAAGCAUGAGCUGGAACGUAUGGCCAAAGCAGAUCGCUUCCUGUAUGACAUGAGCAGCAUCAACCACUAUCAACAGAGGCUCCAGAGUCUCUACUUCAAGAAGAAGUUUGCUGAGAGAGUGGCUGAGGUCAAACCUAAAAUCAAAGCUCUGAGUCUUGCGUCCAGGGAGGUGGUACAGAGCAGGACACUGCGUCAGCUCCUAGAGGUGGUCCUGGCCUUUGGGAACUACAUGAACAAAGGACAACGAGGAAAUGCCUACGGAUUUAAAGUGUCCAGUCUCAACAAGAUAGCUGACACCAAGUCAAGCAUUAACAAAAACGUCACCCUGCUCCACUACAUGAUCACUGUACUGGAAAAGAAGUACCCAAAAGUGGCAACCUUCAGCGAAGAACUACAAAAUGUGCCAGAGGCUGCUAAAGUCAAUAUGACAGAGUUGGAGAAGGACAUUGGCAACCUGAGAUCUGGUCUAAAGAGUGUUGAAGCGGAGCUGCGGUACCAGCAGGCUCAGUCCUCUCGCAGUCCUGCGAAUAAGUUUGUCUCUGUGGUCAGUCAGUUCAUCACUGUGGCCUCCUUCAGCUUCUCCGAUGUAGAGGAGUCACUCAGUGAGGCCAAAGAAGUGUUUGGAAAGGCACUGAGGCACUUUGGAGAAGACAUGUCCAACCUGCAGCCGGACGAGUUCUUUGGGAUCUUCGACACUUUCCUCACAUCUUUCUCAGAAGCCAAACAGGACAACGAGAAUAUGGCCAGACGCAAGGAGGAAGAGGAGAGACGGGCACUCAUGGAGGCACAGCUGAAGAAAGAGAGGGAGCAGAAGGCGAGGAGAGCAAAUGAAGAGGAAGGUGGCGAGUUCGAUGACCUGGUAUCUGCUCUGCGCUCCGGAGAGGUGUUUGAUAAGGAUCUGUCCAAAAUGAACCGUAGAAAACAGCGGAGACAUAACUUGUUUGACGGCAGCCGUGAGAGACUGGUAUCAAAGCUGGACCAGUAA